Molecule: messenger RNA, 7098 nt
Organism: Carassius gibelio (silver crucian carp)
Lineage: Eukaryota; Metazoa; Chordata; Actinopteri; Cypriniformes; Cyprinidae
Product: RNA binding protein fox-1 homolog 3-like
Exons: 16
Coding region: 606-1769 (387 amino acids)
Biological process (GO): nervous system development; regulation of alternative mRNA splicing, via spliceosome
Cellular component (GO): cytoplasm; nucleus
Molecular function (GO): mRNA binding
Source: RefSeq, a predicted model, not a curated record
ACACACACUCCCCCACCGCUUGUGUGAACGUAAACACACAUACACACACCACAGACGCGUGUGGUUGACCGCACCGGGCUCUCAGCUAUGUGUGAAGACACGCGCGGCACGCCAAAGAAGCAGCACUACUGAAAUCUGACGCUCGCUUUGUAGCAGGACCGCCAACCAGAUUGCAUCGAAAAUCAUCCUACUUUCUCUCUCUCUCUUUUUCCCUACCUAUCUUUUCAGUUGUACUUGUGUGAACAGAGCUGGAGAAAAGAUAAUACCCCCCCCCCUUCUCUCUCUGUCUCUCUCGCUCUCUCUCGUUCUGUCUGUCCUAUGGUGGGAUAAACAGUGAAAAGAUGAGCCUGUGAUACAGCACCAGACUUGAGUGACCUGACAGCUCAAACUAAUCCCAUUCAGACAAGAAGAAAUGCUACAAGUUGAAGCCUAGUCUCUGAUAGCGGUGGAAAACAACCAGUCUACUUCCCGGAAAAAUACAAGACUUCUGUGAUCUGGUUCGUUGGACAGAGUGACUUGCCACGCUCUGACUGCCCCCUUCUCCCCACAGAAUCAGACACCUCGGUGGUUGCAGUGAGACCCCACCUGCUCAGCCACAGCUUUACAUGGAGACCCCCAGUUGGGCAGAAACGAAACCAGGAAACGGGCUGUGUAAAACCGGAAGCAUUGCUCUCUUUGGAAACGUAGUGUAUAGUGGGCUACUGAACGAUCACUUCUGGCAUUUCGGGGUGCCCCUUGUCACAAGACUGGGUAACCAGGAAGCCCCAGCUCCCCCAGAAGCCAUGGCUCAGCCGUAUGCUCCAGCGCAGUAUCCUCCCCCUCCACCUCAGAAUGGGUUGCCUGGCGAAUACACCCACCCUGGGCAGGACUACACGGGGCCCAGUCCGGUCCCUGAGCACGCCGCAGCCCUCACUAUCUACACACCCACACAGACGCACAGCGAGCCACCUGGCACUGACAGCAGCACGCCGUCCCUCACAGGGACUAGCAGUAUACCACAAGCGGACAAUGUGGCGCAGACAGACGGCUCUCAGCAGCUUCAGCUCCAGCUCUUAGACUCUUCAGAGAAGCAGCAGCCCAAACGGUUACACGUCUCCAACAUUCCCUUCCGCUUCCGAGACCCAGACCUCCGGCAAAUGUUUGGGCAAUUUGGGAAAAUUUUGGAUGUGGAAAUUAUUUUUAACGAGCGGGGCUCUAAGGGUUUUGGUUUUGUAACUUUUGAAACAAGCGCAGACGCAGACCGUGCACGGGAGAAAUUAAACGGUACAAUCGUAGAGGGACGCAAAAUUGAGGUAAAUAAUGCAACAGCACGAGUAAUGACAAACAAAAAAGUGGCCAACCCAUAUACAAACGGCUGGAAGCUGAAUCCAGUGGUGGGAGCUGUCUAUGGUCCUGAAUUUUAUGCAGUGACAGGCUUCCCCUAUCCCACCACAGGAGCGACGGUGGCUUACAGGGGCGCCCACUUGAGAGGCAGAGGUCGUGCUGUCUACAACACAUUUCGUGCGGUGCCUCCACCCCCUCCCAUUCCUGCUUACGGAGCUGUGGUUUACCAAGAUGGCUUCUAUGGUGCCGAGAUCUAUGGUGGCUAUGCAGCAUACAGAUAUGCCCAACCAGCCGCAGCAGCUGCAGCGGCUUACAGUGACAGCUAUGGCAGAGUCUAUGCAACAGCAGACCCUUAUCACCACACGAUUGGACCUGCAGCCACGUACAGCGUAGGCACUAUGGCUAGCCUUUACAGAGGAGGUUACAGUCGCUUCACACCCUACUAGAGAGAGAAUCAAUCCAAACAAACAAACAAACAAAAGAAAGAAAACAAACACAAACAAACAACCCAAACGCCUCUACGUUCGAUAGAGCAAAACACCUCCGGGUCAUAAAGUGAACCUUCCCCGAACAAUCACAUUUGAGUUAAAGCUCUUCUUAUCAACCUGCAGUUAUCCAGCAUUUCUGUUGCUUGGCUAUUGAUUUGGAAUCUGUUUUGUUUGUAUUGAAAUGUGUGGUCCGGUAGGGGAGGGGCUGAGUGACAGAGAGGAGGGGGGCCAGAGGGGUGCUGUCCAAUGAGUUUUCUCAUUUAGUCCCGCCGUAGAUUUAUGGGCAUGAGCUCAGCUGAUUUAUGUGGACACUGAGUGGGCCAGGAAGUGAGUUUAUUUGCCUUACUAAAUGGCACAGCAAUGAGCAACUUGAGCAAAACAACAGCAGCGCUAGACUUGCAUACGUAUAUUUGCAGUCUUUGCAUUAAAGGCCCCACUGAACACCCACUUAUUAGAAGUGACUGCUAUUUAUGAAUACAUAAUUUUAAAAAAUUCCUACGGUUUGCUGUAAACUACUAAUAUGGCCUUACUAUUUUUUCUCCAGUAAAUAUCAAAGGGAAAUGAUAUGGAUAUAAACAUUAAUUCGCAAAGCUCCGGUUUUGACUGUAUACCAAAACUAUAUUGUAGUAGUGUUAAAAAAUUAUAGUUAGCUUUAUAGUUAGCUACAUGGACCCUUCAUGAAGCAUUUUGAGUAAUUCUCUGUCACUCACACCCUCUUUCUCUUUGACAUACUGUUUUAUAACUCAAUGAACAUUUAUUGUCUGUAUGAUUGCAAUUGUAUGUCAUUUGGGGAUGUUGAUGUCAAGUUAGAUGUUUAUUUAUUUUAUAUUUGGACAAGAAUAUUCCAUUGCCACAGAUAGACGAAAGAUACAUUUUAUGGGAUUUCAAUAUGUUGGUCUUAAGUUUUUUUUUAUUUUUUAUAUGGAAUAAUUUAUUAUUAAUGUUAUUAUUAUUAUUAUUACGUAUGAAGUAAAAUAUAUAAAAUAAAAAAUAGAAAAUAAUGUAUUAUCAAUUUUUAAAGCAGAAAAAAUAAUAAUAACAAUAAUAAUAAUUUACGAUUUUUAUUUUUUUUUACAAAGCAAUAAAAUUAGCAAAUCGGGUUACAGGUUCCUCAUAUGCAAAUCUAAUUGUAUUAUUUACAGGCAAUGAUAACAAUAAAAUAUCUAACAAUUACAUAAUCCAACUAUAUUGUACAUGUAUUAUAUAAUUUUUUAUGUAUCUUUUUAAUUCCUAUUUUUAACAAAACCUGUAUACAAGCACGUCUGCCUGUAUCGAAGCACAUAUUCACGAAGGAAGGCCUCCAGCAAGGUUUCCUUCAGUUUUAAUCUGUUAGAUGUCACAUAAAGAGCGUACCUUUAAUCAAGGCCGCUUCUGCUGCUAAGAAAGCAUUCUGUAAAUAAACAUAGUGCAGUAAUGUGGAAAGAGAGAACACUUCCCCACUGCACGGUCUAUUGCACCCUCUAGCUGAUGAGAUGUCCAGAAUCCCACUGCAACAACGGAGAUGACAGGGGGAGCAAUUACCGCUCAUUGCUGAAAUAUCCAUCAUGUUUACGUUAAUAUGCAAGACGCAGUCCACUUAAAAAUAACUUUUGAUAUCAUUUUAGCUAACAAAAGAUACAGAGAUAUUACAGGCAACAUGGUCCAGUGUUGAUUUGCUGUUGAUCUUUGAGAGUAUGCAACCUAGUCAUACAUUUUCAGCACAUUAUUGGUCAAGCCCAAAAUCUAUGUAGGAGGCCAGCCUAAAAAUUUCCAAUAGUUGUGGAAAGAUUUAUGUUAUAGUGUAGGGAAAUUAUUAGGAAAGAGACAAAUGUAUCUAAUUAAUUAAGUAAUAAAAAAUAUAUACAGUUAUAAAUAUAUUCUCACAGAAAUAUAAUAAAUAUAUGUAAGCAAACUAUUCCAAAGUUUGGGGUUUGGUAAGGAGUUUUUGAAAGAAGUUUCUACUGUGCACAGUGUUUAUUUAAUAAAAAAUACACUAAAAUAGUAAUAUUGUGAAAUAUCAUUACAGUUUUUUUCUUUUUUAAUAUAUUUUUAAAAGUCAUUUUUAAAAGCAAAAUUGUGAUCCUUCAGAAAACGUUCUUAAGUGCUGCUAACAUUAACAAGUAACAUUUCUUAUUAUUAUCAGUGGUGAAAACAGUUGUUCUGCUCAAUAUUUUUUGCGGAAACCGUGACUUUUUUCAUGAUAAUUUGAUGAAAAGUAAGUUCAAAAGAACGUAAUGUAUUUCAAAUAUGAUUUUUUUUUUCUUUCUAAAUUUCACCUUCGAUCAAUUGAAUGCGUCUUUGGUGAAAAGAAAAAAAUUAUUUAAAAAAAUGAUCCUACUGACCCAGGAGUUUUGUAUGGUUUUGUGUGUAUGUGUGUGAAGACAGAAAGAAAGAAAGAAAGAAAGAAAGAAAGAAAGAAAGAAAGAAAGAAAGAAAGAGAAAGAAAAAAAGAAAGAAAAAUCCUUAACGUUCUUUUCUCAAUGGAAAAGCACUUAUGCACUAAGGUGAGAGAUUUUCCCCCAAGGUGACAUUCCCCAGACCCGGCACUUUAUACAGGGCCUGUGAUAAGACAUGCCAGGCCUUCAGAGAAGAGUGAGAGGAAGAAUGAAAGAGAAAGAGGUGGGGGUUGCAGUAAUCUUCCCAGUGAAAUAGGGCCUCUCUCUUUUCCUAGUUCCUCAGGGCGUUGAUCAUGUCCUUGUGUGUCUCACACACACACACACACGCCCCAGUAAAUAGCAGCCUGCACCCCUCAAAUGGAAUUGUAAGGGUGGAGUUAUAGAAGAAGUGGAAAGAAACCAGGGUAGAGAGGCAGCAUCCAAAGUAUUUACUCCACAGAUUAAAGAUAACAGCAUUGAGUCAAUAACCACUGAUCUCAUUUGGAGAUACACUAGGCCAGCCAGGCGCGUGGCACAACCGUUCUGCUCAGUCUAUUACCAUAGCUGUUGUGGCUGUCUCUCAAGACACACCGUUCUCCUGUGAGUGUGAAAUAACAGCAGCCUAUUGUAAAACAUAGAUUAGAUGCAUUGCUUUUUUCCACCUUUGUAGGGAGAAAUCUACAGCGCAACAUAAUAUUUCACCUAAACGAAUGUGUCCCUGCUCCCCUGUGCAGCAUGCAGCUCACUUGGCUCUAAGAAAAUGGCAAAACAAAAAAUUGUUUAGGGAGCUGUACAACGGCAAAAACUGGGCAGGUGCUACAGCAAAGAAGAGUUUAAAGACGUAGUUCAACCAAAAAUGAAUGAAUUAAUGAAUUAAUUUCUUGUUUGACGCAAAAUGACAUACUGACUGUUGGUAGCCAAAGAGAUGCCGGUAGCCAUCGACUUCCAUAGUAAGAAAAAAUUCUAUGGAAGUCAAUGGCUACCGCCAAUUGUUUGAAUACCACCAUUCUUCUAAAUAUCUUCUUUUGUGUUCAACAGAAACGUAUACAGGUUUGAAACAACUUGAGGGAGAGUAAAUGAUGACAGAAUUAUUUUUUUUUUAUUUUUGGGGGAACUAUCCCUUUAAGUAACAUUUAUCAAAUAAAAUGUUAUUAAAUUAAUCUUAAAUGUCUUUAAAAGUGUUUAAAAUGCUUUUCUUAAAACAUCCAAACUAUUGUUUACCAGAAACCAAAAUGCAAAAGCUAAAAUCUCAUCUGUGGGAAUGGAAUACCAGUGUUAUUCAUGCACUGUAAAUAACAUUUUGAUUUUCUUUUCUCUAUUCAAGCUUAUUUUGCUUUACAUUUUUAUUAUGUCUGACUUAGAACAAAUUGUCGUUGAUGUGUAUCAAUAUGAAAAUGAAAAGCAAGACAGGUGUGACAUGAAAACAUUGCCACUGUGUGUUAAACAUACAAAGUACAAAGUCCUUUCUUUUGUAAACUUAUUAAACACCCUUAAUAAUAUUAUGUGGUGACAUUUUUAAAUAAUAUAAUAUAAUACGCUUUAAAUCAAAAUUGUUUACUUUUUCUGAGGUGAGCAGACAGCAUAUUAUGUCCAGAAGUGAGUCAGCUCUGUGCUGUGUGUUGCUAAGGUGUUUACAUUUAAAUCCCUUUUCCAUACAUCGUGAAGAUAUUUACACUGCCCUCUGACCUCAGUUUCAUUUAUGUGGGAGACACAAUUUUUAUUGACUUAGUUGCAUUCACAUUUUCUAAAGCUAGUGGUGAUUUAUAAGCCUUUUUGAAAUAAAAUAUGCAUUGUGUUCAGUGCUUCCAGCCACACAUUAAGUUAGUCCUAAAAGACGUUUAGUUUGACCGUAUAAACCAUGCUUCGUUUCGUUAAAUAUCUAUGCAGAACUCUAAAUGAAUCUGAUUAAUUCAUGCAAAAGACUAUCAUAUUCUUGACUAAGGCAUUUCCAUCUAUUUUUCAGACAAUUAAACUAAUCAAGCAACUAUAUUAGGACUCAAUCACCCAUUUAUUUAAUUCCAGCAUUUAGGCAGAGAGAGAAAACACCAUGCUGAGCAUGAAAUGACUGCUGAGGAGACAGUUUGCAGUCAUCUAAACGAACGUGUGAGCUUGCAGAUUGACAAGAUGGAAGUCUCUGUCUUGCAUGGACGCCACAGUGGGCCAUUAAAAGAUUGCCUGUUUUAAUUAGCUCUGUUAAUGCAGUGAUUUGUAAGAUGGCACCCUGGGCCAGGGGCCAGUCCACACAGAAGCAGAUUUUCAUCUCUCUCAAUUUGAUGGCACAAAUGUUAAUUUAGGUCUGUUUUAGGGUGCAAACAGACUGGAGUAUAAGCUAAAAAAACUAUUUUCUUUUGCAUUUAUCAAAUCAUUUAUUUAUUUAUUUAUUGAAAUGUUACAUAAAAGUUAAUAAUGUAAUACAACUGUUUAUUUUGCGUGCUUAAUGCAACUGCGUAGCUAGCACAGAAUUAUGUCAAUAAUAGACUCAAACUGGGUCACACUGGACAAUAAAGCAAUUUAAUAUUAUAUCUGCUGUUACCUCAUUAACUUUCUGUCAUUUAAAAUUGUGUCUGUUCCCACUAGCUGUCUCAUUGUGCAUUUUUCUUCUGUCAGGGGAUUUAAAAAAUAUAUAUUAUUAUUUUUUUUUUUAUAUAUAAGCAAAAACUGUACUCUUUGUACAUAAUACUAUAUAUAAAUAUAUGUGAGCACAUAUCGCAGUACAUUUUUAUAUGUAUAAACUGUAGUAUUAAAUGUGUACUUGCUGUCCAUUUCAUUUAAGCUUACAUUUUGAAAUUUGCUGCUUAUAUGAAUCGUCUCAUCUGUUAAAAUCCAACUGGUACAUUCUGCUCUUCCAUAGCCAUUUGUCUUUGGACUUCUAGAUUCAGAUGUUAAAGCUAUGUACAUAAUAAAAAGUAAUACUUAGCCAUUUUUGUGUCUAA